CCCCGACCCGCGCACGAGCCCGCCUCUGCGCCAAUCCGCUGGCCACCAGCGUCCCGCGAUCAGCCAAUGGCGGUUUGCCGUUUGCGGAGGGGCGGGCGCGCGGGAGGAACGGGCGCUUCAGUUGGCCGAGGGGGCGGCGGCGGGCGGCGGAGGCGGCGGCGGCUUCUUCUGCUGCUGCUUCAGCUUCUUCCUCCUCCCGGUUCGUGAGUCCCGCGCCUUCUCCCCGCCGGCAGCACAUGCGCAGGCCGGGCCGGGGCGCGGAGGGCGGGGGUCUUCCCGGGCGGCUUCCGCUAGAGAAGGACGUGGAGGGCGGGGAAGCGAAGUGCAGAAAGGCGGGCGGGGGGAGAAAAGCCGAACUGCCUUCCUCUUCGGGCUGGGGGCUCUGAAACGGGGGGCCGGUCCAGCGUCCCUCAGACCUUGUGGGGGGCCGGACUAUAUUUUGGGGGGGGGAAAUAAUGAGCGAAUUCCUCUGCCCCACAAGUAACCCAGAGGUGCAUUUUCAAUAGAAGCACACAUUCUACUCAUGUGAAAACACCAGAAGGCGAUUGGGCUGGAUCCGGCCCCCGCUCUUAAGGCUGCAGAACUGAACUGCUGCCUGAGGCCUUAGUCGACCCUUUCAUGAAUUCCCCAUCAGUUGCAGCAAUUGUAAUCCCCUGCAAGUGUAAACAUCAGGAAGAACUUUCUCCCUCGGGAAAUGGAGGGCUCUCCUCCUCUGCAGUUUUUAAGCAGAGGCUGGUCGGUCAUCUGCCAUGGAUGCUUUGGUUGAGAUUCCUGCAUUGCAGGGGGUUGGACUAGAUGACCCUAAGGGUCCCUUCCACUCUAUGCUGUAUACUUUUUAAUGGCACAUUUAUUGCUUCUUUUCUUACCUAGUGCUUCACUGUAUUACAACACGAGUCCCAUAGAAGUCAAAUUGAAAUUCAAUGAAAGGCAAUAUGAUAAAUAAAAAAGUAAUAAAAAACAGUUAAUCAUCAAUAUGAAUAUUUAACGUGGGCAUACCAAGGGCCCACCUGAUUGACACUUGUGGACCUGCUGGUGAUCCAGGGCCCAUAGGUUGGGAACGGCUGCCCUAAGAUGUAGUAGGAACUUUUAAGAUACUAGUGUAUGAAAGCAACCAUGUUCCAGGUUGUACUGCAAAGGCCUGGACUUACACACUGCCUGUAGCAUGGCAGGCACCUCUUAAGAUUGAACUUUACAACCCAAGGUUUAAAGCCAUACUAUUUAAAGCCAACAAAAUUACUAGUCUGUCUAAUUGGCCACUACAGUUGAGUAAGCCCUCCUCUUUCUCUCUACAGUGGUACCUCGGGUUACAGACGCUUUGGGUUACAAACUCCGCUAACCAGGAAGUGGUUGCUCCAGGUUAAGAACUUUGCUCCAGGAUAAGAACGGAAAUCGCGGCAGCAGGAGCCCCAUUAGCGAAGGAGCACCUCAGGUUAAGAACCGUUUCAGAUUAAGAACGAACCUCUGGAACGAAUUAAGUUCUUAACUCAAGGUACCACUGUACAGUGGUACCUCAGGUUACAUAUGCUUCAGGUUACAGACUCCGCUAACCCAGAAACAGUGCUUCAGUUUAAGAACUUUGCUUCAGGAUGAGAACAGAUAUCGUGCUCUGGCGGCGCGAUAUCUGGCGGCGCGGUGGCAGCUGGAGGCCCCAUUAGCUAAAGUGGUUCUUCAGGUUAAGAACAGUUUCAGGUUAAGUAUGGACCACCAGAACGAAUUAAGUACUUAACCUGAGGUACCACUGUAUAGCAGAUGUGGGGAAGCUUUGGUAUUCCAGAACUAUAACUAUAACUCACACCAGUGAGCAUGCCUAAAGGCCAAAGAUGAUGGGAGUGGUAGUGCAGCAAUAUCUGGAGAGCUAAAGGGUCCCCACAUUUGCCCCAAAAUGUGCAGCCACACCAAUGUUGGUUGCAUGCUAAGUUUGUACAGCCCAGUGGGCCUGAAUGAAUUCUAAUGUGAAAUGGUAAUGCUCAUUGCGUCUGCAGCACAGCAUCUCAGUGGCAGAUGUGCAGGAGUUUCUUAACAGAAAGGAUGGGAUAUGUAUGGAGUAUGCUGAAAUUGCUUGAGAACGUAGCUACAAAGCCUUCAGUAUAACUAUCUCUGGCAGAGAAUGCAACUUGCACAAUUAUGUUGAGUUCCCAUGGAAAAUCUAUGAUGAUAGUAAUAAUAAUAAUAAUGAAAUUGUUACAGAAUUAACUUUAUAGGGUUGUGAUAUAUGAAAAUGCUCACAAAAAAUAGGUCUCAGUGAUGUCUGGUUUUCAGCAUUGUGAUAUAUCACCAGCUAUUACAGAUAUAUCAUGAUGUCUGAAAUAAGGAUGAAACUCUGUAGAGGUGAAUGGGGUAAUGUCCUAGCAACUGCUGUUACUUAGGGGUGUAAAACAUCUUGUAAAUUUUUUUUUACAUAUCUUUAACAUACUGUUACAACUUAUUUUAUAGUACAGAUAAUAUUCAAGUUAGCACAUUUUCUAAGCUAUUUAGGGGGAACGCAACAAUGUAAACACCAUAAAAUAAACAGGAAGCGGAGGAUUGCUGAGGUGGCAGAGCAAGCAAUGGUGUGGCAGAAAUCAUGAGAGAAGCGAGGGGCUUCACGGUUUUUCCCACAUAGUGAUUUUUUUUUUACAUAGCACACAUACACAUCGUGAUUUGUGAUACAUAUUGCCACAUCAAAUGUUAUGAAACCGUUGCUGUGCUGUCGUCUUCAAACGGGUUUUGGAAGAUGUAUCAAUACAUCAAGGGACGCGGGUGGCACUGUGGGUUUAACCACAGAGCCUAAGACUUGCCGAUCAGAAGGUUGGCAGUUCGAAUCCCCGCGACGGGGUGAGCUCCCGUUGCUCGGUCCCUGCUCCUGCCAAUCUAGCAGUUCAAAAGCACGUCAAAGUUCAAGUAGAUAAAUAGGUACCUCUCAGUGUGGUGUAGUGGUUAAGAGCGAUAGACUCGUAAUCUGGGGAACCGGGUUCGCUUCCCCGCUCCUCCACAUGCAGCUGCUGGGUGACCUUGGGCCAGUCACACUUCUCUGAAGUCUCUCAGCCCCACUCACCUCACAGAGUGUUUGUUGUGGGGGAGGAAGGGAAAGGAGAAUGUUAGCCGCUUUGAGACUCCUUCGGGUAGUGAUAAAGCGGGAUAUCAAAUCCAAACUCUUCUUCUUCUUCUGGCGGGAAGGUAAACGGUGUUUCUGUGCGCUGCUCUGGUUCGCCAGAAGCGGCUUAGUCAUGCUGGCCACAUGACCCAGAAGCUGUACACCGGCUCCCUCGGCCAAUAAAGCGAGAUGAGCGCCACAACCCCAGAGUCGGUCACGACUGGACCUAAUGGUCAGGGGUCCCUUUACCUUUAUCAAUACGUCACCCGGUCCUGCUAAAGAACUGCGAGCAUUCUCUGCUACCAAGAAUUAAAAGAAAUUUGCCUUAGACAUUAAAGUAUUUUUAUGUUGAUUGACAGUAGUCAAGACCUAAAUAGCUGCCCACCAUCUACCUGCCCAAGAGAAUUUUAGGUGGGAUUUCCCAAAGAGCGACUUCACGUGUCAUUAGCAAGCCAGUUCUGGAACUGAGGCUUGCUGUUUAAAGAGGGGAAACUCAACAUUCUGCUAGGGAGUUAGUCCCAUUGAACUGAGUAGAUAUGCAUACUUUUCACUGUUGUUGCUUUAGUUAAGAGGUUCAGUUGACUGACCACCAGGAUUUAGUUAACCCAUGAGUAUGUAGUUGGAAUGUAUAAGAGAUGUAUUGUACUACUUUGGAUUAUUUAACCAUUCCUUUUUAUAUUCAUGUCUAUUUUGCUUGCUUUCCAGGAAUUAUACGCUCACCCUGUCAUACACAUGUCUAAAAUAUGUCAUGGCACCCUCCUUUUAAUGAAAAAGCAUACAUUCAACCUCUGUUUGGUACAAGGCCAUGCUUCCCAAGAGAUUGUUCACUUUAUGGUCAAGUCCCAUAUUCAGUGGCGCCUUUCUGGUUUCACCCAAGAGUGUAUGUGCCUAUGCCUGUGGCUGUGGAUGCACCAUAUCCACAUAUGGUAGUGCCUUCUUCCACAUCUGUCACCUUUAAAUAUGGACAAUUGGAAAACAGUUACUACAGAUAUGCUACUGCUGAAAUGAAUGGCUGGGGAAUUCAGGUUUUAGAAAAGCCAAAUACUAUUCAUAGCUUUUCUGGUGAGUUAAUUUUACUUUUCAAUAGUUAGUGACUUUUUUCUUAGGGUUUUGUGACUAUACCAUAAUUUGUACUGUGAGCAAUCUUAAUAAGAAAAUAGAGCUUACAGUGAGCGAAAAAAGUAUUGGUAUUUGAUCCCCUGCUAAAUUUGCCUGUUUGCCCUCUGAUGAAGAAAUGACCAGUCCAUAAUUUUAAUGGUAGGUUUAUUGUAGCUGUGAGAGACAGAAUAACAACGGGAAAACCCCCAGAAACCCAGAAGACAAAAGUCAGAGAUGGAUGUGCAUUAUAAUGAGUGAAAUAAGUAUUUGAUCCCCUAUCAACCAGCCAGAUGUCAGGCUACCUGGUAUCUUCACUGUAUGUAACAAGCUGAGAUUAGAAGCACCUGCUUUAAGGGAGAGGUUUUACCUGUAAUCGCAGCUCGUUACAGUACCUGUACAAAAGACACCUGUCGAUGCAAGCGAUCAAUCCAGCAGAUUCCGAAGUAGCCAAUAGUAGACAAAGGAUGAAUGGUAAGAGCUUUUUGACAGUGGAAUGGUCUCCCUCGGAAGGUGGUGGACUCCUUCCUUGGAGGUUUUAAAGUAGAGGUUGGGUGGUCAUCUGCCAUGGAUACUUUAGCUGAGAUUCUUGCAUUGCAGAGGAUUGGAUGAGAUGACCCUCAGAUCCCUUCCAACUCUACAAUUAUAUGAUUCUAAUUUGUUUGCACACAAGUUUUAAAAACCCAUUUUGUUACAUUUGUGUCACUUAGUUGACUUACGAAGAGAAGUAGUUUUGGAUUUAGGGAAGAUCCACUGGAAUGCAUUUUUGCUGUGCUUAACAUAUUUACCAUGCUUAUUGGGUGUUGAUAGGGUAGGACAACUUUGAUUUGUCUGUGAUAUUGGUUAACCAAAUGCAGUUUUUUAGCGAGUUUCUGGGAUGUGUGUUACAUGAUGAUUUUAUAUUUCUGUGGUUCACCAACUGGGUAUGUUACUACUUUUUUGAGACAGGCAGGGCCUUCUUCCUCUUUUCUUAUAUGAUUUAAACAUGGGGUAAGUGCUCUUUAAAGGUGUUGAGUAUCAUCUGACUCCUCCCCCACUUCCCCAUCAUUCCAGUUUAAUUUGGGUAGACAUGCUGCUUGCUCCCGUAGUAUUUUUCUGUGUGUGCCUUUAGAAAGUGACUUACUCAGUUUCCAUUCCUGGUAUCAAGCUGUGUGGGAUGAUUCAUGUAUACAGUUGUGAAUUGGUAGAUGCCAGGCUUGGAGUUAAGCAGAAGGUGGAAAACAUUAAGAAAUGGAGUGGGUGGGACGAGCAAGAAAGAUGCAGUAUUUCAGCUUCAGUUUUAUAUGAUAAGAGCAUAUGAUAAAUUUGCUUUCUACAGUGUAGGUAGCCUGUAUUUGCUUUGUUAGUGCAAAAUAAAAUGCUUCACCACAUCAGAGGCCCUGCAGCUUCAGGUCUGGCAAAUCAGAGAGGGACUGGGCCCUGCAAGGGAUCCAGGGUGCUCUGGAUCCCAUGAAGACAAACAGUGUUCAAAAUUUCCUGGGUACCAGGUGCAUUUUGCCACUGGCAAAAUUAUCUUUAUCUGGUACACUGUCUAAUAACAAAUAGUCUGGUGGAUUUUAACAUUUUGCUAAAAAAUUCUAAAAGUAGAAGCGAUAACUAUUAAAAGCUAACAAUUUUUUCCUAAUCAGUACCAAUCAAUGUACCCUUUGUCCUAGUUCACUGCCUUUCUUCUGUUUCCUAUGUACCUGUUUCUUCUUUCCAAAUUGAGCAGUCACUGCCAGCACUCCUUUUUUUCACUAUGUAGGAUAAAUUUCGGUUAGAGAAAGAAUAUUGAAAUAUGCAUUUGGUAUUUUGUCCAAACAGGUGAAAAAGCUGUUAAACCCCAUCAGCUACCAUCAGAUGGUUCUGAGAAAAGUAAGCUCCGUGAAGCAAUGCUUGUUGCUUCUGGAAACCAUUCUGAUGUGGGAGCCAUGGAGCAGAGAGAGAGUGAAUUUGAGAACAAUUCUCAUAAAUCAACAGUCCUGAGUGCACUCCAUGGAUCAGAACAUUCUGAAAAAAAUACAGUUAAUGAUAUCUCUGACUUUUGCUUGAAUCUUGCUAAUUGCUCCUCUCCAUGCCAGUCAUGUUACAUAAGUGCCUCAGAAUUAAGCGUAUCAAAAGGAAGCUUGCCUUAUUUUAGUGCAUUGCCUGAUGAGGAACUGGAAUCUGCACAUAAGGAAGGUGAGGGAAUGUCCAUUGCACUGCCUAAUGUAAGUGAGACAGAUAUGAACUUGGAUACUGCUGCAGACUCUUCCUACUUAAGUAGCAAUCAAAAUGAGGAGUACAGAUGCAGAGGCUUAGAUGAUUCCACACUAGACUGCAUUGGACUACAAGAUUGCAUUGGUCAUCGGCCAGAAGCUUUUCACGACAAGGAACUGUCAAAUGAAAAUCAGCUUGCAGAUGCCCAGUGUCCCAUGAACAAACAAAAAGAUGAGUCUCCUACUUCAGGUUGUAGUAUUGAUUGUGACUGCUACAAAUACAGCAAAAUACCAGAAUUCCCCCAGACUUCGCAAGAUAGCAAAUGUGACACACAAGGCAAAGGUUUGAAUUUUGAUGAUCAACCAGGAGAUGAGACUAUUAGUCUGCUCAGUAGUAUUGUCAGUAAACAUUCAGUUAGUGCUAAGGCUAAUAAUCCAAAAUUAUUCUCAGGGAGCAACUCUAAAAUUGAUAAAAAUAUGAAAACAGAUUAUCUUUCAGGUAGAACCCUGAAAACUGGAAAUACACAUGUAUUGCAGCAGGAAAGAAAAUGUUCCCAUGCACACACCUCUAGCGGUGAUACAGAAAUUUCAAAUUUCUCUGAUUAUGAAGCUGUAGUUGAUUCUAAGAAGCCAAAUCACACCUAUAAAGCAUUUAAUAAUCAGAGUACAAUUAACCAAGCUGUUGAUGCAAGUUCUGAUUUUAGAGCUUGUUUUACAACAAGCAGAGCAACUAAUGUCAAGGCUUCAGUAGUGUCCAGAGGACAAAAUACAGUUAUAACGAUGAUGAACAAAGAAAGGCCCAAGCAGUGGCUGAGGGAUUCCGUCAGAAGUGUUGCCUGCAAUACAGAUUGGUCAUGCAUAUCUGACAACAUGGAGAUGACUACCGCACAAGCAGCAAUGGAUGAUAUGUUGGAAAACUGUAUCACUAGUGACAAGGUAAAACAUGGAUUCAAAUCAAAAGGAGGUAACUUUGAAAAACAUGGGGAAGCUUGUGGAAUUAGUUAUUAUUUGAGGCAGACCAUAAUUGUAUCUGCUUCCUACUUCAAGGCCAUGCGCCCACCAUUAUCAAGUUAGGGGGCAUAGGUAUGCGGAAACAUGUUGCCAGGCAUGUGUUUGUCUUCCUAUCUGGGUAGGCAGUUGCAUGUACAAGUGGACAGCCAAAGCUCUGAAUCCUUAGGCUUUGAGUUUAACUCACGUUUUCUGAGAAACCUGUUGGCUAGAGCCCAAGAAAUCUUUACCAGUCUUAAUCAUGCUUCUAGACUCUGAGACAGACAAAAUGUGAAUAGCUGGUUCACAACAUUGGUAGCAUUGGAUGUUCAUAAGGUGCAGUCAUAAGGCACCUUUGGAAUUUCUCCAUAAGGAUUAGUGUGCAGCCCACAUCUGUUACCUAUUUGUUUACAGCGUUUGUAAUGCCCCCCCCCUUUUAGCCAAAAAAGCAGCUUACAAAAAUAGUCCCUGCCCUCAGGCUCACAGUGUAAAGAGAUAAUGAGGCAGGAGGGAAAGGGAGGCAAAGAAAUUAGGCAAAAGUGAGCUGAAGCACAAGUUCUUACUGGUUCCAGUUCUUAAAGCGGUUCUGGCUGCCUUGCCCUUGAUAAAGAUCAGCACUCUUUCCUUCCCAGAUCAGAUCCAGGAGCAUCGUAUGCAGGGCAUACAUGCUGGUGUUCAGAGUGCAAAUGCUGAAGAGCUGCGGCCAAGUACAGCUCGUAUGUGUUUCUGAUUCCUGUAGGACAGUCGUCCUUGUGUUUGUAUUCGUAACUUAGGAAGCCCAUAUAAUAUGGCUAGACAUGCAAAAUUCUGGAUUCUCUUGUUGAAACAAGGAGCAUUCUCAGUGUGUGUUACAUAAGGUUUAGGGACUUGCUAGUUAAAUCUGAUUUACAACUUUAGUUUGUCAAUAAAACUUACUAAAAUUGCUAUUUCUAGGAUCUUUUGGAAUGGAAAAAUAGCACUAGCAGAGACUUAAAUGAAAUUCCAAACAGGUAUGAUACACCUUUUAAGUGAUUUUUACUACUUCUUAAAACUUAAUUUCCUUUGAGGUUCUUAAAGCUCCACCAGCUGGAAUCUGUGGUUACACGAGGGAGGAGGGAGGCAAUGUUGCCAACUCCCCUGCAAAAUAUUUUUUAUUAAUUUUCAAAGAAAGGUGAUUCAAGAUUCUACAAAUAACAGUGUUAACAAACAGGAACUGAUGACAAUAUACAUACCGUAUUUUUCGCUCCAUAAGACGCACUUUUUUCCUCCUAAAAAGUAAGGGGGAAUGUGAGUGCAUCUUAUGGAGUGAAAGCCGCUUCGCAGGAGAGGCGCUGUGCAGAGAGGGAGAGCUGCGCAGCGCCCCUUCAGCGAAGCGCCUCUCCUGCGAAGCGAGAGGAGGAACGGAGCCCCUUCUGUUCCUCCUCCCGCUUCGCUGAAGGGGUGGCGCUGCGCAGAGACAGUGGCCAGCUUGAUGCCUGUGGGAAGCCCACAAGCAGUACAUGAGCAUCAUAGCACCUCUAAAAACUAGGUGCGUCUUAUAGAGCGAAAAGGUCCAUAUACAAUUACAGAUCAGUGUCAAACAAAUAAAAACAUUAUAACCAAAAUAAAUAAACCACAGGUAUGUGAAUGCAUGGAAGAUAGUGAUUAGAACUAUUUAUAGCAUAGACAUAAUUGUUAAGCAAGAGGUGGUUACAAAACAUGGACCCUGUUAUACCAAGGGAAAGUAUUUAAAGUAUGCAGAUAUCCUGAGUCACUGGAUCAGCCAUAAUGGUUUGUGGGCUGAAUGGAGGUCCUUGGCCAUUUUUCUCCUCGCUUACAAAUGAAGUAAGUCAAACCAAACAGGUCCAAAGUUGUCAUUUUAUCUUUGAUCCCUAAGGACUCUCAGCUUAGUCAGUUUUUCCAGCAGGGCAGUUCCCCACCACCACCUAUUCUGCUCCAGCAAAUCCAUGAAAAUUGUCCUCCCCUCUUUCCAUUGCAGUUUCUGGUUCGAAUUGCCAGCCCUUCUAAGAAGGAGCACCCUGAAUCCAGGCUGGUGAGAAUUAGUAUGACUAGAACUGGGCCAUGAAAACAGAAGGCUAGCUGAGUAAGAAUGUUACUCACGUUGCUGGCUUAUAAAUCCCUUAUGGGGGUGCAGGUGGCGCUGUGGUCUAAACCACCAACCCUCUUGGGCUUGCCAAUUGGAAGGUCGGCAGUUUAAAUCUGCAUGAUGGGGUGAGCUUCCAUCACUUUGUCCCAGCUUCUGCCAACCUAGCAGUCCAAAAACAUACCGGUGCAAGUAGCUCUGCAGUGGAAAGGUAAAUGGUGUUUCCGUGCAUUCUGGCUUCGGUCACAGUAUCCUAUUGUGCCAGAAGCGGUUUAGUCAUUCUGGCCAGGUGACCCGGAAAGCUGUCAGCCUGAAAGCGGAGAUGAGCACUGUACCCCAGAGUCGAAUUCGACUGGACUUAACCGUCCAGGGGUCCUUUAACUUUACCUUUAUAAAUUCCUUAUUUUUCUGGUUGGGAAUGACUUUUCAAUUGUUCUUUUUUGUUUUCUAAAUGUACACUUAAGUAGAAUCCCCUAAAUCACUUUUGUUUGUAUUCAAACUUAAUAUUUCUUUUAAAAGGAUAAUGCAGCUUUCUCAAGAAAUAAACAACCAUUUACCAAGCUGCUGUAAGGAAAUACUGGAGAGAGCUAUAAAAGCGGAAGUGCAGCUUUUAAAAAUUCGCUAUCAGAUGUAUCAACAGCACUGCUGGCAGACUUGCAUUAAUUCCAUGGACAAAAAGAAAUCUGUAAAUGGGUAUGUAUGAAAUAGUUUCUGGUGUGGAAGGUGGACUGUUAACUGGUUUGGGCAGAACACCAAAUAUGAUUACUAAUACAAACAUUUUCAGUAUAAUCCAUGCAUAUUUACUCGUUGUAUUCAUAGCAUUGUAUUGUAAGGCUAAGAGCUGCUGUGUCUGUGGGACCUAGCUGAAAGUCAGGUAGGAGGGAAGAGUUGAGUUAAAGGCAUAAAUAUUCUGUCCAGUGACUCCAAAGAAAGCAGACUACUCAAGGAAGUUAGCCUUUGUACAACAGUUUGAGAAAAGUAUUUGGAAUAACUGUUUAGUGAGUCAGUAAGUUUAGCCUGGAGAUUUAGGCAUGAGGCUGAAUGCAUCUAUAUUCAUGUUAGUAUUUCCUUAGUUUUUUCUUUCAAAUGCAACUCCUGCCAUGUUAGAGUUUUCUCAAAAGCUCCCUACAUUUUGGCAAAAAACUUCCUAUUCCAGAGAAACAAAAGGAUUCUGAGAUGUCACUUCAUAAGAGAAGUCACUAACUAAACAGCCCCUUCCCCUUAUGUGGUUACCUGGAAAGAGAAAAUUUGAUGUGCAGUGCCUAGGCAUCACCAAAUAAAGGUUGCAUCCCUUCUUUUGAACUGUAGGUGGGCACAAAUGACAAGAGGAAUUCCCUUGUCAUCUAGGAGGUCUCUAGGCAACAAAUAGGUGGCCUUGAACAAGUGGGGACAUAGGACUAAGCUAUUCAGACCGUUCAUGGAGCUCCUCUUUUCCCUACCUCACCUAAGGCACAUUUUGCCUGGGAGAAGUUACAGGAGUAUCCACAAACCUUUUGGAUCUGAAACACGUCAAGCCUUUUAUAUGUUGCACAUUCAAUAUGAAAAUGUUGACUUCAGUAACAAAGGCAAUGUGCAUCAGUGACUAUCUCUCAUUCCUUGGUCUCACCAGUGUACAUCUGCACAGCCCUUUAGCACCUCUACAUGGAAGGUUUUUGAGAUUUGCCGCUCACUUGAUCUUUCAGAAAUGGUCAUAACUCAUUAUCGUACCUAAAGUAUUUCCAAAUUAUAUUAAAGGCAAGAUUCUUUCUUCUGACACAUGGAGAAUUGAGGCUGUUUUGAUAAAAAUAGAAAGUGGCUAAAAGGUGCUUUCUAUACCUCAGCAAAUGCCAAAUCAAUGAAUAUACGUUUGAUUAUUUUUUCAGUUCUACCCUUGGGACAGGAAAAUCUGUGUUUCAGGUGCCAUUGCCACAGAAUAUGGAAGUUUCUUCACUCCCUUUAGUAAGUCUUCUGCAUACUUCAUUACAACACUACCUUAAGAAUUCUUUGUGAACUUUCAAAAUGGUUUAUUUUGAAGGCUGAUUCUACAUUACAACUUCUCUAUUAAACAUAAAUAUAAACCUGUGCUAGCAAUGGGGUAUAAUAUAGCCAAUAUAAAGCAGAACCAUUAUAUCAGCCUCAAAAAUAAAUACCACAGGGCAGAUUGCUCAUUGAAGUAUCUUUUAAGUGAGUGUGUACCCUUUCACUGUUUUGGUUAAAUUUCUGUUUCAAAAAGUGUAACUUUUGUAUUUGGAAAUUACAAGCUCUUGUUGCAUCUCAGAGAAACCCUAAGAGAAAGGGGUAUUCCAAGAUGGUGCUUCUCUGAAUUGUGAAGCAGGAAAUAACUUCUUCUAAAACUGGCCUGUGCUUGAAGAAGUUGGCACUGAAAAGCUGUCUGUUGAGCAAAAAUUAAAAUCUGUUCUUGUUUUUUAACUUUAGGUUACAUGUCAAAAGAAGGAUGGUGAAAACAGUAGCCCUGAUUUGUCCCUUUCCAACAAAACCUCUGAAGAAGAGAAAUAUGAACUUAUUGAAAAUAGUAAGUUAAACAUUUUUAAAUGCUGGAUGAAAUUAUUACAUUGUAACUGGUUUGUCCUCUAUACCAAGCAUUAAAUAUGAUAUGCAAGUAGUUAAAUAUUCACAAUUUUAAGUUCCAAUCAGAAUGUUCCUAAUUGGGGAGUGGAUUUGAUUUCAGGCAAAGGGACACAAGGAAGGGGCACCACUAGUAGUGUGCCAAAGUAACAUAAUGUAUAUCAGGGUGGAUAUGAUUUAAAUCAUUUUUUUCCAGAAAGACUCAUUCUUGCUGGUAUAAUCUUAAUAUUUACAACCAGAUGAAGGUUUCAUUUUUAGAAUAAUAAUUUUUCAGAGUAGUUUUCACAGUUAUAUUAAAAAUUACUGAUUUGGUUAUACUAUUAGAAAUACACAGAUAAUUAUGAAAUUAUUGUGAGGUUUAACAAGUUAACUGUUUAUAUUUGGACAACUUUUCUGCUGUUCUUUAUUGGAAGGAGAAAAAUAAUCAUUUCCUUAAUAACAAUUUAAACAAUUUAUUUAACUAAAACAAUAAUAUUAUAGUAUAUGUAUCCAUGUUUGUUAACCAGUGUGGUUAAACAAUUAAAAAUAAUAAUAACUUAAACUGAGUUUUAACUCACAUGAAAAACUUAAAACAAAUCCUUAUUUCUUGAUGAAUAGCCUUUGAACUAUGAUGUAACUUGAAUAGAAAACUAUCUUUAGAAAGAUUUCCCCUCCAAAAGCAUUUUAUUUUAAAAAUCCAAUUUACAGUAUUUUUCCAUGUAUAAGAUGCACCCACGUAUAGGGUGCCCCCUAUUUUGGGGGGGGGGGGUAAAUUGCCCUGACUUGUUGAGCUUUUGGUGGGGGGGGGGGGAUUGCCCAGAGGCUAACAGCCGCACGUGUCUAACAUGCCGCGUAUCAGCUGUUCCCUCACCGGCAAUUGCUGAGCUUUUUGGGGGGGGGGGGCAGAGUGAUGAAGCUUUUAAAAAAAAUUACUUUUAGCUCUUUUUGCCUUUCCUGCAGGGCAUUCUUAGUCUGCUUGCCUCCUCCCACUCUGCCUGCACUACAGCUGGGAGGGAGGCUGAAGGCAGUCUGUUUCUGGGCCCGGAUACUCAUGAGCGGCGCUGCAGUUGUAGGGCGGGCUGAGGGGAGAGAUAUCUUUGAUCGCCACGGACAACAUCGCCAAUUGCGCGGCAGAAAUCAGCCCGCCCAGCCCGCCCUACAACUGCAGCGCCGCUCACGAGUAUCCGGGCGCAGAUGCCUCGCGGCACAAACGGACCAGCAGCAGCCUCACCUCUAGCUGUAGGGCGGGCAGAGGGGGAGGAGGACAGCAGACGAAGGAGGAGCUGUGGGAAAGCCGCGGAGGGGUGAGAUAUCUUCAAUCGCUACGGCAACUGGAGCGGCAGCGCCGCAUGCACCUCAUCCCAAUUAUCUAAGCAGGCAGUCACAUACAAGCACCAUACAGAACAAAGACUGGUAAUUACUGAGUAGAACAGUGCUUUUCCUUGCUAUUUGGUUCAUAGUCAUAGUUUGCCACAAUAAUACAUGGCUUAUUGAGCCAUAUUUGUAGUGCUUAUCUUAAAUGUCAGGUGUUCUUCUUUAUCUUAAAAAAAACAACAACCCAAGCUUUAACUCACCGUGUUUCGAUCUCACAGAUUUAGUCUGUAGAUGUUGUAAAUGUAGGCACUUGCAUUAAGUUCAGAUUUAAUUUUAAGCUGUUUUUUUUUUAGAGAGAGACACCUGACAUAAUUAAAAUCUUAAUUAAAAAAAUUAUUUUUAUCGGCCCUUCAGUUGGUGUAGAUAUGCUCUCCUGAACCCUGUUCAGCAAAUUUUCUGUGUGUUUGGCAAAUUUUAAAGACAAGGCUCUGGGGAUGAGCCCAGGACUACUUACCUUUUUUCUACCUGUUCUGAGCUUACCUCUGUGUUGUGUGUUUAAUAUUUACAUCUGUUUCAAGGUUCUUCAAAUACUCAAGAAAUCAGUGAAGGCUGGUUUGACGCUACAGAGAACCUGACAGUAACUGAUUCUUCACUGCCACUUACAGAUCAGUUAAGGCCAAGUAAUACAUCAGGUGCAUGUUGACUGUAUUAGUUUGGGAAUAGCCCUGAUACGACUUCUGAGCUUUGGUUACCUUUGUUCCCACAUGAACAUCCACCCCUGCACAGAUUCAGUUUUAGAAAUGUUCUAAAGGUUUAGCUAGGUAGCUGGUGCUCACAUCUCUUCUUCAAGGUAGGGGACGUCAUCUCUAGUGUAUGUAGAUACCCUAAGAAACUGGGUGAUAUCCCCCGUGAUACUCUUGCGGAGAAGCUGGUAAAACGUGGGCUGGACAUGGUAACUGUUAGGUGGAUUUGUAGUUUCUCCCCAGCCUUCCUAGGGGCCAGUUUGGGCUCAGCAUUUUGAAUCUUCCUGGUCCUUUUUGUUUCCUCUGCGUGUUCCUCUCAGCCUCCAGUGUCUCUCAUUCUUCUACCUGUCUAAGGAUUCUUCAGCACCUCUGCCGCAGGAUGGAACUCAGGCUCUAGUAGGAAUUACAUCAGCUGCCUUUUAAAGUUUGUUGCUUCUUGCCUUUGGAGCAGCAGGAUGAUUAUAACCUACUUGGAUUUCUCCUUGCACUCUAAAAAAAACCCCCAAAAACUUUUGCAGUAAAUAUUACUGUUUUGUUCUGGUGUAUCACGUUGGUGUUUCAUGCCUGUGGAAAAUGACAGGGCAAACAAAGUGAAGUCAUAUUUUUUUCAGGGACACACAUAGCAUGAAAAGUACAUGUUUUCCUGGUCCUUUGAAAUUUCUGAAACAGUGAUGCUAAACAGAGGUUUUUUAAAUACUUUUCAUUUUUAUGUUGGAGAUGAAAAAAAAAUCUCAAUUGCUAAUUUUAUUGUAAUCAUAAGUAUACCUUGUAACGAGGAGCCCCCAAUUACUGAUUCCUGUAAUAAAUUUUGAGUUGGCUACUUCUUUAGCUAACUGGUUCUAGUGCCCAAAUUUACAUCUUUGCAGGACAUGCACCGUUUUUAAAAAAGAAAAAGAAAAAAAAGGCUUGUAUGAGAGCUCUGUUUAACUAUUCUUUUACAUUCUGAUCCUGAGCUGAACUUGUGAGUUUUUAUUGCAAGAGCUCAGACACAAACUGUAAAAAUAGAGCAAAUGGAGAUUUUUAUAGUUCUAAUCAAAGUCUUGGUAAUAAGUCCUUUGCAUUCCAGGGAACUGUGACCUAAUGUAUGACCAUAAAAAGAAUUCUAGAAGGGAUUUUCUUCUUCUUAACCAUUUCUGAAUGUGUUUUCUGUCUUCAGUAUUGGUGCUUUAUUUAUGCAGUUAAAUUUCUUUUUCUUUCAAAAUACACAUGCUGAGUUAUGCAUUAUUGUUGUAAUCUACCCUUCUAGAAACACAGACUAUAAAAGACACAAAAAAGGAGCUAAAGAACAUAUAUAGUGUUCAUGUUGCAGAUUUAGGUCCCUUAGUAUCAGAGGUAAGUCAACAUAUAUUUAAAUAUAAUAGUUUAUUUCACCGAAUGCUAUUUCUUAACCUGUGUCAGUGAAAGUCUUUUUGUCUAUUUCAGGUUGAUCUGUGGCUUCAUUUCCAGAAGUAUAAUGUUUCUGAGAUUUCCAUUUGUGAAUAUUCUGCCAAUUGCAGGUACUCUAUAAUAUACUGUAAUUUUUUGCUUGCAUGAUUUCAUAACUGAAGUACAUUCAGUGAAAGACAGUAGGCCAGCACAUACUUACUUACGCGAUCACAAUCUUACAUGGGGAGCGAGGGGGGGGGGAGAUAAAUAAAUAAAUGCAGAGUUGGGGAGACCCUCUGCUCUCCAUUUAUUUGUUUUUUGUGCACCCAGCAUGUUUUCCUUGGUUUCUGGGCUUUGGGUCGGGAGUGAGCUGUGGCAGCAUCCCCAAGCCCUUGCACUGCCUUCCGAAACCAGGUAAGCAUGGCGGUGCCUUUUGGGAAGGGGGGGGGGCUAUGGGAGCAUCCCAGAGGCCAGCAAGAAAGGUGCUGCUUCGCUUCCUGGGGUCUGGGAAGCUCUUGGGGGCCUCAUGCAACCUUCCCAGGCCCUGGUAAGCAGCCUUCUGCCUCUUAGAAGGGCAGUUUGUGUUAUUUUGCCUUUGCUUGCAAAUCCCCGGAACGAAACCCUCACAUAAGUGGCAGGCCCGCUGUACUUUCGUUAUUAAUGGAUGAUUUGCAGGAUCCUAGGGAUCUGUCACCAUAUGGCUCUUUGAAGCCUUUCCCCCGUUCCCUCUUUUCCCGCUUGCCUUUGGUCUGUUGUGGGCACGCAGCAGACACAGCCAUUACCUGGUCUUGUGGGCUGCUGGAUGCUUUGCAUUUGUCACUCCAAAGCAAACAAAAGUAGAAGCAAAGCCUCAGAAGGGCGACUAAAAGCUAUUUCUAAUGUAUAAAAGUAAUCCUAAUAAAACAAUAACAUUCCCAGUGAAUUUUGGUUGGUUGCAGCCUUUCUCAGGGACACUCUGAGAAUCGGAUCUAAAUAAAUAAAUAAUGCUGGUAAUUAUAAAUGUGGGCAUUAAUUGCAAUAGGACAGUUCAUGAAAUAAACCAUGCAUAGAAUGAACCUUAAAACCUCAACUAAUCAUACUAUACACUAACACAAAUUACAUUAAAUGUACUUGCUAUAUGCUGCAAGACAUAGAACCAUAGAAUUGUAGAGUUGGGAGGGACCCUGAGGGUCAUCUAGUCCAACCCCCUGCAAUGCAGGAAUAUGCAGCCAUCCCAUACGGGGAUCAAACCUGCAGCCUGGUGUUAUCAGCGCCACGUCCUAACCAAGUGAGCUAUCCAAACCAUAAUAAAGCUCUGUAAAUUUCUCAUUGAAACAGAGACUGUGUAAAUCCCUUCAUGUGCACACCUCAUGAAAAUGAACCUGAUUAUAAAAUUUAUGGAGCCUUUUGGGUAUGAAAUCCAGCCAUCCUGUUCCACGGCAGGGCCAUGAGCACAGGCUGCUCCUGCUCAGAGCAUAAGUUGUGUGCGCGCACGUGGUGCGUGUGUGCCUGGCCUUGAGAAGGGAAGGUGUGGCAUAGUUCUGUCACUGCAGGCAGUGUUGUCUGUCUAUGUUGCCAAAGGGGCAAGAAAGUAAAUGGGCUUAAUUGAUUCUUUUGCAUAGGAGAAAGGAUUAUACCUCUUAACGUUUUGGUUUACAGUUGAAGAGGCAUAUUGGAUAGGUCUUAAAUUUUCCAUUUUUCUUAAUUUUGGCACGUCUUUUUCAUUCUAGAUACGCUUUCCUUAGUUUCAAAACAGCCUGUGAUGCAAAGCUGGCAGUGAAAGAAAUGAACGAGAGAGAAAUAAAGGGCCAAGCAGUAAAGGUUCAUCUUGUAAAGACUGCAAAAGAAAAUGGGCUCCUGGAUUAUCAGAGUUAUGUGAAACCAGAGUAUGGAAACAAAGGACCACGUUAUAGCUGUGAAAAGAAUAACGAAAAUAGAAAUAACUGUAAUCUUAUGUUUAAUGCACCCACUUCUGCCUCCGCUGCUUGCAAAAUGCCUGCCAUCUCUUCAAAAGGGCCCAGUAUCUGCAAAAGUCCUUUAAAGUUGCCUUUGCCUUCAGCAAGUGCUCCCAGGCCUCUCUUGGGCUCUUCAAAAGGGUCUCUUUGUGCUUCAGCCCCUUACAAAGUACCCAAGCCUGAUCUCAAAUCUUCUAAACUUUCAUCAGAAAAUACACAUCUUGAAAUUGAUCAAGAGGUAACUUUUUCUCCCUAUUGGAAUGUAUGUCAGAACAUCUUUUAAAUCACAGUGCAUGCAUUCUUCUUUUGUAAGGAUAAUACUGACUGCUUAACACAUUGUUUAAGUGAUUGGGUGCAGGCCAUAGGAUUGGGUGCUCCAUUGUGGAGCAAACUGCCCCACUCCCACUGAAUCUAAGCCAUGGUUAACUUAGUCUAGCACCACCAUUGAUCACACUUUGGGGUAAAAGCAGGAGACUUGUUAAGGUUGGAGUUGGGGGGAUGCAGGGGCUGCUGCUGCUUUGUCACUUUUCUCCCAGCCUAACCAGAUAAAGGUGAGAAAGAUGAGACAGCAAGUAUGUUGGAGGGUCUGCAUAAAAGGCAAGAUGCAGCAACAGCAGAGAGAGGUCCUAGGGGGAAUGUGAAGGAUUUACAGACCACAGGCAGGCUGCAGAGCAAGGAAAGUGAAGCAGAAAACCUGAACCAGAGUUGGAUUGCAAGGAAUAGGAAAGCUCCAAUUGCAGAUUACAUUUAAACAGUUACUGUGUUUAGACCUGGCGGGAGAUAAUUUGCUCAUCACGUGGCAUGGAAUUGGGAUGGGACAGCUGCCUCCCCUCCACCUAACCAUGAUGAAGUGGUUGACAUAGUUGCUUUUGAACAGCACGCACUCAGGUUGAAAGGCAAAUCCACACAAGGUGUUCUGUGGGUAGAGGCUCCACUUCUUUUUGCAAAUGUAGUGGGAAGCAUUUUCUAACAUUUUACUGAAUAUUUGUUUCAAUUUUAGCUUUCCUUAGUUCUUCAGUACAAAUGCAGUUUUUCCUUAUUUUGUCCAUUAAGUAGCUCAUGUAAUAUUUGCCUAGGAUCUUGCAGGGGGCCUCUUACCGUUGGGUUCAGUACAGUUUGUUCCAAAUCCAUCUGCUACCUUUAUACCACCAAACGCAUUAAACUUAAGAAGCUUCCGUAAAGUGGUGAAGAAGCUGGAAGAUCUGUAUCCAGAGCUUCAUAGGCAAGUAUACUUUUUAAUGGUGGGAUUCAGAAAUUUUUUUUUACUGAAAUUCUCUGGAGGCUCUCAUCUCCUUUUCUCCUUCUCUUUUAGAGACAAAAUUUUGGAUGCUUUGGUAGAGAUAAAAGAAAAUAAGGGUUUGCUUAGUGGCUUAUCGCUUAGCUCUAUUGUGCAAAUGACUUCAUCACUUCUGGAAAAGAGAUUUGGAUGUAAAUCUGACGGAAAGCAAAAGAAAUAAGCAGGUGAGUACCCAAACUACCUUCAAAUUCUAAUAUUGCAUACAUCUUAGCUUGGCGGAUAUCUACUGGCCAUUUUCUUUUAUCAUAAAUAGAAUGUGGCCCUCCAGACCUCUGUUUUACCCCCAGAGCUCUCUCAUGGCCACACCUCUCUUCAAGUGCCUCUGUUUGGUCAAUGUGUAUUCCUGAACUGUGACCAGGAUCUCUUGCUUGACCGGAUGAGGAGAUUUGCAUGUAGAAAACUGAUUUUUGCAUGGCUGGAAUGUAGCCUAUUGUAAAAAAACAACAACAGUUGCUUAUGUUGCUCAAUUGUCUCUUCCACUGGCUGUAGCUCCCAGAAAGUUGCUCAUGAUGGAAUUCAGCCAUUGGGCUUAUCAGGAACUUGAAAACUUGAACAACCUCUUUAUAUUCUGCCUUGAAUUUUUCUGUUCCAUUUCUACUGCUGAGCCAUUGCCUUUAUUAAUUGCUUAGCUAUGUCAACCUAAACAGUUUGGUGUAGCACUUCUCACUUUGUAGAAGAUUAUCGUCAUAGAAUUGUAGAGUUGGAAGGAACCUUGAGGGUGAUCUAGUCCCACCUCCUGCAAUGCAGGAAUCUCAACUAAACCAUCCAUGACAGAUGACCAUGUUUAACUUGUGGUCUGCUAAGACCCCUAGAUGGCAUACCAGGUGUCUCCCAUCUUAUAUUUGUGCAUCUAGUUCUUCCUGCUUAAGUGUGUAACUGCACAUUUGUCCCUAUUGAAAUUCAUUUUGUUUGUUUUGGCCCAGUACCUUCACUUCAGAUGGAAAAAUAUUUAAUCUGGCUUUAGAAAACAAAACGGCAAUAGUUUGAUAUGGUCAGACUCUUAAGGUAGGGAGAUAACAAGAAACCCUGCAGAUAUUGGAUUCCUAACACAGACAGGGCACAUAUAUGUGAGAUUGUAAGUCACUGAAGGCACCAUCCCAUAACCUCUGUUUCACAGUUUUGAGGGCAGCAUCAUACCCCAGGUGGAUAGGAAAAGAUGGUGAAAGACCUAUGGAAGAGGGCUUACACACCAUGGUUUUUGACCAGGAACUGAUAUACUCAUUUAUCAAAUGAGUAGACCAUUUCCAAGACCAUAUACAGAGUAGACCAUUUCCAGGACUAUAUACACAGACUCUUAGCCAAUAUUUCAGUUCACUCCACCAGGCCUUAAUUGAAAGUGGGCAUUCACCAGUUUCCAAAAGAAGUUAUUGAAUUUGGUACCUGAAGUAGGGACCUCAGAAACUUUGAUUGAAAUCUAUCAAGUUUAGGGAAAGAACCAUUAUACCAAAUAUUUGAGGCAUAAAGGAAUUGUAUUACAGAUUUUGCACUGAACACUUUUAAAGCUUAGGGAAUAUACUGACCUUCCUGUGUAAGACUGUAAGGUGGACAGUAAGCCCUAAAUACUGAAAGCUUUUAGUCUGUUCAAGUGCAUAACCAUUGAGGAUCCAUCUUUAUGGGGAAAAUCUAUUUCCAAAAACCAUGAUUUUUAUUUAUUUAUCACAAUUGAUUAUAAGGUCGCUUUCAAGACAUUAAUCCGAAAACUUCCUUAGUUGAUGUUUUAAGCCAGAUUUGGCGCAUGAGAGGAUAAGCAGUGUUGUCUGUAUACAGUGGAAGCGGGGUGCUUCUUGCCCCCAGCUUGGGACACUGUCCAUCUGGGCCCAUUAGGACUUUCUCUAAGUCAUUAAAAAGAGAUUAAGCAAUAGGGAGACCCCUCUUGACAUCAUAAUUUAGUUAGCCCCAACAGACCAUCUCUUACCUGCAUAUUACUAUCAAUAUAUAAAGCUUUAUAAGAUAGAGGAGACUUUUGUCCUCCAUCAUGAAAUGCAACUUUGACCAUAAUUUGGAUCUAGGGAUGGGGUCAAUGGCAGAUUUUAGGUCCACAAAGGCCACAUAUAGAUGGCCUUGGAGUGGUCUAAUAUAUUUGUCUGCUAGGUGUAACAGCGCAAGAAUAGUGAUCGGAUGUUGAGUACAGUCAUACCUCGGGUUGAAUAUGCUUCAUGUUGAGCGCGUUCGAGUUGCGCUCCGCGGCAACCUGGAAGUAACGGAGCACGUUAUUUCCGGGUUUCGCUGCUUGCGCAGACGCUCAAAAUGAUGUCACGUGCAUGUGCAGAAGUGGAGAAAAGCGACGUGUGCGCAGACGUGCCAUCACUAGUUACGUUUGCUUCUGGAUGCGAACGGGGCUCUGGAACGGAUCCUGUUCGCAUCCUGAGGUACCACUGUAGUUUGCCUGGAAAGCAGCCUGGGCUUCAUAGAUUACUGUCCUCCAGAAAAGUUGAGAAUUUAAUGUAAAGAAAACGGGCCUAUAAUUUCCCAUUAUGGGACUGUUAUUGUUGAACCAGUUAUGCCCUGUGAAAUUUGCAGUUUGGCCACCUGCAUUUACGUUGUUUUAUGUCAUUUUUACUAACAUGGCCAAUUAGUAAUGUGCUGCUUAAAGCAAAAUUGGCCAUAUGUUUUUCAGCAAAACAUAUAUUUUACUUUUGCCCCAGCUGGUGGCAGUGUUAAGCAGUGUCUCUUCUACUACGAGUUGGGCUAACUGAAUGAGAACAGUCUCAUUCUGUAGCCCUAAUCCUGCUCCUGACAUCCUUCCUUAGCUAGGACUGUGUAAACAAGGGACAAGACUAGAAUCUGCUGGUCUGCUCCCAGCAAAUGUUGACAGGAGGCUGUAUUGUGCAAGGCUGCUCAGUGACCUGCCAGACCCCCUGCUUUACUCAGCCCCCUCAGAUCAGAAUAGAGGUCCUAGCAACGAAGGUUUGUUCGUAUUUCCAUAUAAUCUCUUGGGUAUUGAACAAUUGCUUCUUCACAGUAGAAUGCAGAUUUCCUUUAAAAAAAAUAGCAUAUUUAAAUUCAUCUUCAAUUUUUCAAGUGACAAAAACUUGCUAGUUUUACAAUCUUUUUUCUAUAUAUAGUUUCUCUGCAGCUGUCUGUGAACCUGAACAUAUUUUUUCUGGGUGUGUCUGUCACUGGCAUGGAUGAAAAGAAAAGCCAUCAUUGCAGGCCUGAAAAGAGAAUGCACACUCAGUUGAGGAGCUCCAAGUGAAUUUAAAGAGGAACGAAAUGUUAGUUUAUGGAAAACUGAGUUGUUUGGGAAAUGUUCCAGCUUUCAAAGAUAUGCACGUUUGCAAGGAACUGGUGGUCUUCUGCUCUUUUACUCUGCAAUGAACAAAAAUCUUUUCCUUAGGUAAAAAAAGUUUCAUCUUUUGUUUUGAUAACCAUAUUUUGUGUUUGUCAGCUACUGCAAUGUGAAACAACUUUAGAAAAUAAUAUGUAAUUAAGAAUCUGAUGUGGCUGAAGUUUGUAGCUGCAGUUUCAAUAAACUUGUUUGGUUGUAG
Messenger RNA from Podarcis lilfordi (Lilford's wall lizard), 22079 nucleotides. Lineage: Eukaryota; Metazoa; Chordata; Lepidosauria; Squamata; Lacertidae. The record is from the annotation of a GenBank genome assembly.